Messenger RNA from Perognathus longimembris pacificus (Pacific pocket mouse), 489 nucleotides. Its product is annotated as apoptosis regulatory protein Siva-like. Gene Ontology annotation, molecular function: CD27 receptor binding. The record is from RefSeq and is a predicted model, not a curated record. Gene Ontology annotation, biological process: extrinsic apoptotic signaling pathway. Lineage: Eukaryota; Metazoa; Chordata; Mammalia; Rodentia; Heteromyidae.
CCGCGGCCCGCGGCCAUGCCCAAGCGGGGCUGCCCGUUCGCCGACGCCGCCCCGCUGCAGCUCAAGGUCCGCGUGGGCCCGAGGGAGCUGAGCCGCGGCGUGUGCGGCGAGCGCUACGCGCGAGAGGUCUUCGAGAGGACCAAGCAGCUCCUUUUCCGCGGGGCCCAGGCCUGCAGGGGUCACACGUGGGGCGAAGGCUGUGCCAUCGUCCACCUGCCAGAGUCUCCGCAGCCCGGCCCCACGGGGACCCCGCGGGCUACCAGAGGGCAGAUGCUGAUUGGACCCGAUGGCCGACUGAUCCGGAGCUGCGCCCAGGCUUCCGAUGCUGACGCGUCCGGGACGGCGCCCGUGGCCUGCUCCUCGUGCGUGCGAGCCGUGGACGGGAAGGCCGCGUGCAGCCAGUGCGAGCAGGCGGUGUGCCGGCAGUGCGUGCGCACCUGCUGGGGCUGUGGCGCCGUGGCCUGCGCCCUGUGUGGCCUCGCAGAGUAA